CGACUCAACACAGCGACAAACACUGCGAACAGUGACUACAGCUGGACGUCUGAUGGACCUUUCAGAGGACAGCACUGUUGUUUUUAACGAUUAAAGACUGGAUAUACAUCAGCAUCAGCAGCAGAGGAGGACUCAUGCGCCAGGGCCAGACCAGCACUCUCUCUUAGGAAAGGUGCAGCUCUGACUGAGAUGGCCAUGUCUCUGCACUGCCACAGGAUGGUCAUAUUGGCUGUGGCCUUCUGUUUCCUGCCUUGCAUCACUUCCUCCCUCAACCUGGAGGAUCCCAACGUCUGCAGCCACUGGGAGAGUUACUCUGUGACAGUACAGGAGUCAUACGCCCAUCCCUUUGAUCAGAUUUAUUACACCAGCUGCACUGACAUCCUCAACUGGUUUAAAUGCACCAGACACAGGGUGAGUUACCGUACAGCAUAUCGAAGAGGUGCCAAGACCAUGUACCGAAGGAAGUCACAGUGCUGCCCAGGUUUCUAUGAGAAUGGAGAGAUCUGUGCUCCUCAUUGUGCAGAGAGCUGUGUUCACGGACGUUGUAUGGCCCCCAACACCUGCCAGUGUGAGCCGGGCUGGGGGGGCUCCAACUGUUCCAGUGCUUGUGACAGUAACCACUGGGGUCCCCACUGCAGUAACAGAUGUCAGUGCCAGAACGGAGCCCUGUGUAACCCCAUCACUGGAGCCUGUAUCUGCACUCCCGGGUACAGAGGCUGGCGCUGCGAGGCCCAGUGUGAGCUGGGCACCUAUGGAAACGGCUGCCAGCAGAAAUGCCAGUGCCAGAACGGAGCCGCCUGUGACCAUGUUACUGGAGAAUGCAAGUGUUCACCAGGAUACACUGGAGCUUUCUGUGAAGACCUGUGUCCUCCAGGGAAACACGGGCAGCAGUGUGAGGAGAGAUGUCCCUGUCAGAACGGAGGAGUGUGUCACCAUGUGACCGGAGAGUGCUCCUGCCCCGCAGGAUGGAUGGGUACAGUGUGCGGCCAGCCAUGUCCAGAGGGGAGAUUUGGACAAAACUGUUCGCAGGAAUGUCAGUGUCACAACAACGGCUUCUGUGUGUUGUCCACUGGACAGUGUCUCUGCAGCGCUGGAUACACAGGAGAACGGUGUCAGGAUGAGUGUCCAGUUGGAACUUAUGGUGCUGGCUGUGCAAAGACGUGUCGCUGUAAGAACAACAGCAAGUGCUACCACACCAACGGGAUGUGUCUGUGUGAGCCAGGAUACACAGGGGAGACAUGUGACGUCAGACUGUGUCCUGAAGGACACUAUGGCCUCCACUGUGACAGGAAGUGUCCAUGCUAUGCCCAGAACACACGCAGCUGUCACCCAAUGUCAGGAGAGUGUACGUGUCAGCCUGGCUGGUCAGGCCUGUACUGCAACGAGACAUGCACCCCAGGGUUUUAUGGCGAGUUCUGCCAGCAGGUGUGCCAGUGCCAGAACGGUGCCGACUGCCACAGUGUGAGCGGAGAGUGUAUCUGUGCUCCAGGCUUCACGGGGCCCAACUGUUCAGUCCCCUGUCCAGCAGGGACACACGGAGUGGACUGCUCCUCCACCUGCAACUGUAAGAACAAAGCUCAGUGUUCACCUGUGGACGGAUCCUGCUCCUGCAAACCAGGCUGGCACGGGGUGGACUGCUCCAUUAACUGUCCCAGUGGGACGUGGGGUCUGGGCUGUAACCUCACCUGUAUGUGUGGGAACGGAGGAGCGUGUAACGCCCUGGAUGGCCGCUGUACCUGCGCUCCGGGCUGGAGAGGAGACAGGUGUGAACUCCCCUGCCAGGAUGGCACCUACGGUCUGGACUGUAAAGAGCGCUGUGACUGCAGUCAUGCUGAUGGAUGUCACCACUCUACAGGACACUGCCGCUGCCUGGCUGGAUGGACCGGUAUCCACUGUGACAGUGUGUGUGCAGAGGGCCGCUGGGGCCCAAACUGCUCCCUUCCCUGUAACUGUAAGAACGGAGCAUCAUGUUCUCCAGAUGAAGGAACGUGUGAGUGUGCUCCAGGUUACAGAGGAACCACCUGUCAGAGGAUCUGCUCUCCAGGUUAUUUUGGUCACCGCUGCAGUCAGACGUGUCCACAGUGUGUCCACAGUAACGGACCGUGUCACCACGUCACAGGACAGUGUGACUGUCUGCCCGGCUUCAAGGGGGCACUGUGCAAUGAGGUGUGUCCCAGCAGUCACUUUGGGAAGAACUGUGCCUGGAGCUGCAGCUGCACCAACAACGGCACCUGUAACCCCAUCGACGGCUCCUGUCAGUGUUACCCAGGAUGGAUCGGCAGCGACUGCUCUCAGCCGUGUCCUCCCGGUCAGUGGGGGCCAAACUGCAUCCACACAUGUAACUGUCACAACGGAGCCUACUGCAGCGCGUACGAUGGAGAAUGCAAGUGCACUCGAGGAUGGACUGGCCUCUACUGCACACAGCGCUGUCCGCUGGGUUUCUAUGGGAAGGACUGUCUGCAGACGUGUCAGUGCAGGAACGGAGCCGACUGUGAUCACAUCUCUGGACAGUGCACCUGCCGCACCGGCUUCAUGGGACGCCACUGUGAACAAAAGUGCCCUCCUGGUUCCUAUGGUUAUGGCUGCCGUCAGGUCUGUGACUGUCUCAAUAACUCCACAUGCGAUCACAUGACUGGAACAUGUUACUGCAACCCAGGCUGGAAGGGAGCUCGCUGUGACCAAGCUGGUGUGGUGGUGGGCAGCCUCAACAGUCUGACCAGUGCAGCCAUGCAUGUAGACACCUACCAGAUCGGAGCCAUUGCAGGAAUCAUCGUCCUGGUGCUGCUGGUACUCUUCCUCCUCCUCCUCUUCAUCAUCUACAGGAAGAAGCAGAAGGGCAAAGAGCCCACCAUGCCGGCUGUGACCUACACUCCUGCCAUGAGGGUCACUGCCGAUUACACCAUCGCAGAUGCUCAUCCUCCAGCAUGUGAGAACCUCCCCAGCAACUACUUCUCCAACCCCAGCUACCAUACUCUGACCCAGUGCAUCAGCCCGCCACAUGUUAGCGCUCCAUAUGGAAAGGCGAAGAGCAGCCAGCUGUUUGUGAACUUGAAGAAUGUGGAUCAGAGAAAAAGGCCUCGAGCUGAACACACCGGCACUCUGCCUGCAGACUGGAAACAAGACGACUGCUUCAAUGAACUGGGAGCUUAUGGAGUGGACAGGAGAUACAUGGGGAAAUCUCUACGAGAUCUGAAGGGUAUACCCUACCAUGGCAGCUCCUGCUCCCUCAACAGCUCGGAAAACCCAUAUGCCACAAUAAAGGACCCUCCCCUGCUGACGGCCAAAAACAUCGAGUGCGGCUAUGUGGAGAUGAAGUCACCAGCCAGACGGGACUCACCGUACGCCGAGAUCAGCAACAGCAGCCCAGCAGAUAACCGCAAUGUCUAUGAAGUUGAGCCGACUGUGAGCACCAUCCAGCUGACCGCAGACAGCGACGGCCAUGUACAGUUUGGUCAAGAUCCGUACGAUCUACCGAAAAACAGCCACAUUCCCUGUCACUACGACCUCCUGCCAACCAGAGAGAGUCCGUCCCCGGAGCACAAGGAACUGGACAGUGAAUGAUGGCCCAGAGACUCAGUACAGAGACUAGGUCUCAUCUCCAGUCUGCAGCUCCGGCACUGGCUGUUCCAUGAGAAGGCACACUUUAUACCCACUGCAUACUGUCACUUCUUUUCAUGCUGUUCUACUUUGACACUGUCAUUGUUAUUAUGUAUCAUGACUUCUUUCUGAACAAAGUGGGUAUAAGAGAGUUUGGAGGUUAGUUUCGAGGUAUAGCUGUUAUUAUUAACAGCAUUUUCUUAACUGCGACAAAGUCUUCGUAGGUCAUUCCACAUGUCUGGGAGGUAAGGUCUGAGUAUGUUUUGAACAAAGCAGUUUGUAUAAUGUGUUGUCCAGUCACUGCUAACAGCAAAAAAGUACCUGUCCCAAAUGGCCUCACUCAAAGGAGGCCUGAAAACCAGCUGUCAUAGCCCCCUCUGACUGCCUGCCUCAUAGUUCUCUAAGAACUCUGUCUUUUGUGUGUCUUGUUGUCUGCAGACGACAAAUUGAACAAAUGUUAAUAACACACAUAUUCAGAUUUGCACGCCUGGCCACACCCCGCUGGGUAAGAGUGAUUUCUGGAUUGUUUGGAAAUUUCCAAAAACUGUCAAACUCAAAGGUGGUUUCAGAUGCUGUUUGUUUUAGAUAUGCUGGAGCCCCCCUGAUGUUUGCAUUUAACAUUCAUCCCUGAUCAAAUCUCUAUUUUUGUAACAAUCCUAUCAAAAAAAGGACUAAUUUGAUUGAAUUGUAGCAAUCAUAUCAAAGAUAAGUUGUUUGUAAAAGUUUUGUCUCGUGAGGAAGAGUCGAGCUGCUCACCGGGUUUCUGAUGCUGUCAGUGUUGGAUUAGUGUAUAAGUUAACCAAAGUUCCAUUUAAAGACUGUUUAUAAAUGUAGGUCAAAGCUAUGCAAGGUGUCUAAUCCAAGAGGUUCCUAACUGAGCCUCUUCUCACUGGACCAGUAUUCAGUUUUAGGUCAUUUCUUACUAAUUUCACAUCAUUUCCUCUUCAGUUCAUUAAUGCACCAUA
Messenger RNA from Plectropomus leopardus (leopard coralgrouper), 4562 nucleotides. It is a transcript of the gene megf10, whose product is annotated as multiple EGF-like-domains 10. NCBI's taxonomy places the organism in Eukaryota, Metazoa, Chordata, Actinopteri, Perciformes, Serranidae. Gene Ontology annotation, molecular function: protein binding; scavenger receptor activity. The record is from RefSeq and is a predicted model, not a curated record. Gene Ontology annotation, biological process: heterophilic cell-cell adhesion.